GCCAGACUAUUUGAUUCCAAUUUACACGUUUCUUCUUCCCACCUUUUCAUUUUCAAACAGACAAAGGUUGUAACAAUGUGCCCUUCCGGAAGAACCCUAGCCACGGCGGCGACGGCGAACACCACAACCGUAUCAGGUUUCCGCUCAGCGUUCGAGGUACUCGACACCGACCGCGACGGAAAGAUUAGCCGCGAAGACCUCCGCGCAUUUUACGCCGGAUUCUCGAGCUCCGGCGCUGACGAGAGCAAAAUCAUUUCGAUGAUGAAGGCGGCGGACUCGAACCAAGACGGAUUCGUCGAGUUCGACGAGUUCGAGCGCGUCCUCGGGUGCACGAACCGACUGCGCGGUGGAGGAUUGAUGGAGGAAGCGUUCAAGGUUAUGGACAAGGACGGCGACGGGUGGCUAAGCCACCAGGACUUGAAGAGCUACAUGGAGAUGGCGGGGUUUCCGACGGGAGAUGAAGAAAUCAAGGCUAUGAUUUCUCUGGGCGGAGGUAAUGAAAAGCAAGGCGUUUCGUACCAAGGUUGGCUUAAGAUCUUGGCCGUUGAUUAAGUUUGACUUGAUCAUAACUUUUUUUUGUUUAAUAAAAAAUGUAAAAUUAAAAAAAUUGAAGCGGUGGGAGUAGAAUAGUACUCGAGGUUCCAGCUCAGCUGAAAGUUUCCAUGGUAGUUUCUAGAAGGAGCUGUAAAAAAACUUUGUUUGGUAUUAUUUUAGGAAUUUGCACCGUCAUGCAUUCCUGUCCACAUACCAAUUUGGAAAAGUGCCAUUUGCCACCACAUAAGGCUCUUUUUUAUUGGACAAUUAUUUGCACGUGACUAUAAGCAAUAUGAGAUCUGAAUUGAUCUGA
Molecule: messenger RNA, 847 nt
Organism: Humulus lupulus (European hop)
Lineage: Eukaryota; Viridiplantae; Streptophyta; Magnoliopsida; Rosales; Cannabaceae
Product: calcium-binding protein CP1
Exons: 1
Coding region: 76-552 (158 amino acids)
Molecular function (GO): calcium ion binding
Source: RefSeq, a predicted model, not a curated record